Molecule: messenger RNA, 1556 nt
Organism: Oreochromis aureus
Lineage: Eukaryota; Metazoa; Chordata; Actinopteri; Cichliformes; Cichlidae
Exons: 1
Coding region: 782-1414 (210 amino acids)
Source: RefSeq, a predicted model, not a curated record
UCUAGUCAAAAUGCCGGGCCCGAUUUUAUGUUUCUUUAAGCAAGUUCUUCAUCACUGAGCCAAGUGUCCUCUUUUUUGGAAAUCAAAAUAUGGUCACCAUAAUUUUGUGAACUGCAUGUUUGUUUUAGGUUAGCAUUAGGGCUAACCGGGGAACAAGCUAAACAUCAAAAUUAGAACGAACUGAGAAGAAUAGAAGUCCAAACACUAGUCUCUGUCAUGGUCCCUGUGCCCCGCUGGUCGACCCUCUAUUAGGCAAUAUGUUUGGUGUGUUUGCUCUCUCUCUCUCUCGCUCUCUCUCUCUCACCGCGGCGACGCUCAUUGCGGGCUCCCGCUGCUGGCCACACACCUGCUCUCAUCAUCGCACCGGCCGCUGAUUCCAGCUGAGUACUGCACUACUUAAGAUGGCGAGUCUGCACUAGUCUUUGCUGGAUCGUUGAGCUAUCAGCGUCAGUCAAACUUGUGUAUCUGCCAACCUGAAUCUUGAAAGCCCUUUGUUAUUAUCCCGCUAACCUGACCUUUUUGUGUUUAGAUCGUUUUGGAAACCAGAUUCUGAGAGGAGUGACUGAGGAGGAGUUUUUGUACAGAAAGUGUGGAGCACCUUUCCCCCUAACCCUGUGUCCCCACGGACCCUGGCGACCCGGACCCCUUUCCCCUGCACGUUGUAUAUAGCCACUUGGUGAUUGUGUCCACUGUAAAUAAACGCACUGUUCUUCGCUUAAAGGAACACCCUGGCCUGCGCCUGAGUCUCUUUCGGAAACCUUAUCAGAACGAUCCAGCCAGCAUGGACUCAGCAGGACAGGACCCUGUGGGCCGGGCUCUGGCCGCCCAGGAAGCCGUGCUUGCCCGCCAUGAACAAAUGCUCGUGCAGCUACGGAAUGACAUGGCCGCAUUGACCCAGGCGGUAGCGCAGUUAAUACCGCUGGAAGGAAAUGCGCAACCAGGGAAUCCUCAGCCACCCGGCCCAGCUCCCCAGGAGGCACCGCCUGCCGCAGCGUCAGGUAGCUCACCUCGGGUCGGGACGCCGUCUGACGGACCUCUACCCACACCGGAACCAUUCUCGGGUGAGUCUGACAAAUGUGCUGGUUUUCUGGCUCAGGUUUCUCUAACCUUCCGCGAGCUGCAGCGUUUUCAUAACAAUGAUGGGGCAAAAAUCACUUACUUAGUUCAACUUCUGAGAGGCCGUGCACUAAAGUGGGCCCAGGUUGUGUUAAACUCUGAUCCUGUCAUCACCUACGCUGACUUUCUCUCCAAAUUUAAGAGUGUGUUUAACCCAGGCACCGGGGCUGAGGCCGCUGCUCUCCGUCUCCUCAACUUCAAACAAGGUAGGAGGAGCAUGUCCGAUUACGCUAUCGACUUUUGGAUUCUGGCAGAAGAGGCGGGUGGACUCAAGAGGCGCUACGGAGCGCGUUGUUGAACAAUAUUAGAGAAGAAUUAAGGGACGAGCUAAUCGUGCGCGAUCUUCCUGCCUCCUUUAAUGAGCUAAUGUCUCUGUGCAUUAAGGUUGAUGAGCGGCUACGGGCUCGCCGGUCGCAGCGGAACUACAACUCCCAUGAGGC